Messenger RNA from Thlaspi arvense, 1356 nucleotides. The record is from the annotation of a GenBank genome assembly. Lineage: Eukaryota; Viridiplantae; Streptophyta; Magnoliopsida; Brassicales; Brassicaceae.
AUGGGUUCUCUGAAAGCAGCCCAGAAACUGUUCGAUGAAAUUCCGGAACGUAAUGCAGUUCUCUGGGGUACCAUGAUGAGAGUCUAUCUGAAGUUCUCGGAACCAAUCAAAGUUUUUGAGCUGCUUUUUGAGAUGAGAACCUUUGGUCUUGAAUUGGAUGCAUUUACAUCUGAAUGUGCGAUUCGGGCUUGCGGAAAUAUUUCUGCUGAUAGAGAAGGGAAAUCCGUUCAUGGAUUCUGUACAAGGCAGAACUUUAUUGAUUCCAACAUUUAUUUACAAACAUCCUUGAUAGAGAUGUAUUUGAAAUGUGGUUUACUUGAUUUUGGGCUAAGAUUAUUUGAAGGGGCGAAAAUUAAGGAUGUUGUUCUAUGGACUGCAACGAUUGCUGGCUUUGCAAAAAAUGGCAGAGCUUGGGAAGCUGCUGCAUUGUUCAGACAGAUGCUGGAACAAUCAAUAUCUCCAAAUCCAAUCACAUUGUCUAGCGUACUUCUUGCAUGUACGCACAUUGGUUCUCUACAACGAGGAAAGAGUCUUCAUGGGUAUAUGAUAAGAAAAGAAGUUGAAAUGGAUGUAGUGAGCUAUACCUCUCUCAUUGACAUGUAUGCUAAGUGUGGUUUGAUUUCAGAAGCUUAUACAGUUUUCAGGAAGAUGCCAACCAAAAACACCUUUACUUGGAGUGCAAUGAUCAGUGGUUUUGGAAUAAAUGGUCUUUUUGAUGAAGCUAUUGAAGUUUUUAACCAAAUGAGAUCUGAAAACCAAAUACCCAAUUCGAUAACAUUUGUUUCAGUUCUAUCAGCUUGUAGUCAUUCUGGAAGGGUGGAGGAAGGGUGGAAUUAUUUGAAACUAAUGAGUAUGGAUUAUGGAAUUACUGCAGUGGAAGAACAUAUUGCUUGCAUGGUUGAUUUGUUGGGUAGGGCAGGGAAGAUAGACGAAGCUUUAUCCUUCAUAAGAGACAUGCCUAUGAAGCCAGGAGCUAGUGCAUGGGGUGCCCUGUUGAGUGCUUGUAGACUUCAUAGGAGGGUUGAAAUAGUAGAAGAAGCAGCCAAGAAGCUUCUUCCUCUGGAGCCUGAUAAGACUGCUGUGUAUGUUUUGCUCUCUAACGUUUAUGGUGAUGCUGGAAUGUGGGAAAAUGUGAACAAGAUCAGAUUAAAAGUGGGUGAGAAUGGAUUUUACAAGACUGCAGGUUUCUCCUCAAUUGAAGUGGAUAAGAAGAUACGUUUCUUUUUCUCUGAGACUAGACUUGCUCGUGGAUACACCCAAGUUGAGGGCGUCUGCAUUUCUCUUCAAGAGAUAAUGAAAAGACUCAUUAGUUAUGUGCCUGAUAACGGCUCUGUUCACUAUGAUGUGGGAGGUUGA